AUGAAAGCUAGUCCCAAAUUCUCAGCCAAACCGGCCAGUCCUUUGUCUCAGAGGGUCACGCGUGCGUUUGUUUAUCAGAAUUCGCCUCAAUUCGCGAGACUCGGCGGCGCCCCACUGCGAUAUGGCGAUAUGGCGGUAUCUUAUCAGGUGCCGAUAGCCACGGUCGCCUCUGAUGGUGGCUGGGUGACUGUCCUCGCCGGCCGUCACGUG
This is a messenger RNA of Iphiclides podalirius (scarce swallowtail), 210 nucleotides long. The record is from the annotation of a GenBank genome assembly. NCBI's taxonomy places the organism in Eukaryota, Metazoa, Arthropoda, Insecta, Lepidoptera, Papilionidae.